AUGCUUUCUUUGCAGGAGGCGUGUCUUUACGAGGGUGCAAAAAAUGCCCUAGCAAAAGUUACAAGAAUCUCUCUUCCGGGCGGCCGUGAGAAACCUUUUGGCGAAAAGCCCGAGCAAGCAUUAGAAGGCCUCAUAGAUAUGCUGGGUUUAGACGCACAGCCGGAGGCUAUCGUAUGCAAAUCCGAAAGCGAGCUUAUAGAGGUAUCAUCAUCAACUCCUCUAUUGAUGUUCCUUUGCGAAUUUGCAAUGAACCUAAGAAACGAAGAACCCUCACCAAUGGAACUCCAAGUCCUUCGCACUCGUUGUACCUUUGUGGCAUCACUGCCCGAUCGAGUAGCGAAUGCGUUGCUGAGUACAUUUGGGUCAGCAAAAACUCUUGAAACAGACUUGGAUCUCCUGGCAACUCGCAUAUGUCAGUCACUGUGUCGGUUUUUGUUCGUCAUCCAUGAAGCACCGCCAAGCAAAAUGGUGCACGCAACCUCUACCAUGAGACGAUACAAGUUUAAAAAGGAGAAUGCUCUUCUUGUAUGUGAGGUCCUGAUACAGAACUUGGUUCGGCGUGGGUUUAUUCGAACCCUUUUCCAGUGUUUUGUCAGCUCUCUAAAAGCGGCAUUGCCCUUUUUGGCCUCCUUGGAAGAAAUAGUACCACGUGUAUUUGGGACUGUUUACAGGUGUUGCUUUAAAAAUGGCGAAGUUCCUCGUGCGAGUAUGAGGAAUAUUGUGACCGUGAACCUCCACACAAAUACACAUUGGUCAGAAUGGAAUACAUGGUUCCUGCGUGUGGCAGAAAGAGACCCUGGAUUGAGGCCUAUCCUUAUAUCAUCUUUGAUCAAGAUGAUCAACAUUCCUGACAAGAAUGAAGAAGCGGCUACGGAAGCACUGGCCAUGUCCCGGGCAUUAAUGAAGGAGUUGUUCGUAACAGAAACUUCAUAUCUACCCACUGAACGGAGCCUCCUGCGCGUCAUUUUUAGAGAGGUUCUUCCAGGGAUUGUAUCUCACAGUUCAGAAAGGGGAGAAGUACCAAUUUCCGAGAUGGAAAUGGGGUUAUUCGCCGAGGCCUUCCAAAGAUGGAGUACUCGUGAUCUCAUUGAAAAGGGCUCUGUUGAACUGAAUACCACAUUGGCGAAUUCCAUUUUGUACAUCCUACUUCACAUUAAGGAGUACCAUGUUAAAGAUACAAAAGGUCAUCUUCCAGGUGCAUUACUCCAACCUCUUUUGGCUGGAAUUUCUUUACGCUUCGAGUUGGUUCGAGCAGAGAGCCUGAAGACUGAAGCAAUAACUGUGGCUUCGGUCUUUGCGACCUUCUUUGUUGGGAAUGAUGAGGCGAGGAAUGCUUUUUCAAGCUUGGAGCAGUUUCCAUCUCUUUUGAAUGACUGGUUGAAAGGCGAGGCGGACUCGACGACAAUCUCUGAAAUGUCGCCGAUCACUCCUAUAGGAACUCAUCGGGGCGGAAACAACAAGGUGGAUCCCUUUUUCCUUCGUCGGAGCAUAGAUGAUGAAGAGUAUCCUCUUGACCCGGAUGCCGCCUUCAUGUUCUUUUGUCGGAGGGAUGCUGGAACAAUGAAAAAGACUGGGACGUUGGCAACUGGUGGAACGGUUGUGUUUAACUUGGACACAAUUGUGAACCAUGGGCAUUUACCAUCCUUUGGGAAAACACGGAAUGAACAAGAUGAACUGGAGGAAAGUGUGACAGUCCUAGUGACGCUGCGUGAAUCCUAUAACGCAAUCAUUGGGGUUGGACGGAGUAGUAAUGCCCAAGUUCACGAGGUUCAACAAGCAGUAGAGAGUGGACUUCGGGGUUUUUUUCACGCCCUGAACAAGCUGAAAGAGAAACUUGGUAUUUGGAAGGAACAGAAGGUCCAUGGCGAGGUUCGAAGACUACGAGAAAAGGUUGGGAUGGAACUUAACCCCAUGAUCCCCUCCCUUCUUCCAGCACUGAUGUCACUUACUAUUCAUGCACCAGAAUCUCGACAUAAGGAAUUGAUGGAUCUGCGAUACUCUGUUAUUGUAUCGCUAGUGAUUAUUGCCCCGGAGAAUGCACUGAGUCAGCUUGGUAAGAUGCUGUACUCAAGUCACUAUGGUAUUUUUCAGCGUGUUGAAAUGGCAAAAGCCCUUGCUGAGGCAGCCAAAUACCUAUCACAGGUAGAAGUGCGCGUGGAACCAGAAGAAGGUGGAGGAGCAGCAGCCUCCCAGAAACAUGAUAUUUGGAAGGAAAAACUUACAAACAGGCGAAUUUAUCCUCCUAUACGCGAAGGAAAUGCGAAGCCCAUGUCGAUAAUAGUCAGCGAGGGAAGAGAGACUAGACGGUGGGGAAGCGCGGUAGCAGGAAGAGUUGAUCGAAAAGAACGGAUAUAUUGCAGCUUAUUGACAAAUGUAGUCCCUUUUUUUGUGUCAGCUCUUUUAGAAAAGGCUGAAAAUGAUCAUUUUUCUUUUUUGAGUGAGUAUGAUCCCUAUGUACCAACGGAAAUACUUCGGAGCAUUGGCACAGUGGUUCAGUGUAUGGCUUCAGCUCGUCACAUUGCUCCAGCCCUUUGUGAAAAACUCAUGUCAUUUGCCAUACUGGCUGCAAUUGAACAUCCACUUUCAGUUGUUCGAAAGCAAGGAUGGAUUCUCAUUGGGGAAAUUAUGAGGUGUUGGUGUGGGGCAGGUCCGCUUGUUCUGGAAGAUGGUUCUUCAUUCACGUCCCGCGGUGUUUUUGGGGGUUCUUUGUCGUAUGUCUUUUCGCAAGAGUGGUUGGAUGCUCAGCGGGCUUUGGGGACUUUGUUUGUCAAGACAAAGGACGAUCCGAGCUGUGCAGAAAUCGCACUGCUGGUUCUUGCCGAUAUUCAAGACUUGGUAAUGGCGAAAAAGGAUCUAGAAGCAAUGGAAAGUCGCGUGGUCAACACGAAAAAGAUUACCAUGACGGCUGAUACAAACAGCAAUGUCCGUGUCGCCUGA
Molecule: messenger RNA, 2937 nt
Organism: Trypanosoma cruzi
Lineage: Eukaryota; Euglenozoa; Kinetoplastea; Trypanosomatida; Trypanosomatidae
Exons: 1
Coding region: 1-2937 (978 amino acids)
Biological process (GO): protein stabilization; telomere maintenance via telomerase
Cellular component (GO): cytosol
Molecular function (GO): Hsp90 protein binding; telomeric repeat DNA binding
Source: RefSeq, a predicted model, not a curated record